Homo sapiens (human) is the source of this 8720-nucleotide messenger RNA. RefSeq names its product serine palmitoyltransferase long chain base subunit 1 (gene SPTLC1). Gene Ontology annotation, biological process: sphingolipid metabolic process; regulation of fat cell apoptotic process; sphingomyelin biosynthetic process. The coding region runs from base 6362 to 7402 and encodes 346 amino acids. Gene Ontology annotation, cellular component: endoplasmic reticulum membrane. The record is from RefSeq and is a predicted model, not a curated record. The transcript has 11 exons. Gene Ontology annotation, molecular function: serine C-palmitoyltransferase activity; pyridoxal phosphate binding. NCBI's taxonomy places the organism in Eukaryota, Metazoa, Chordata, Mammalia, Primates, Hominidae.
AAUCUUGAGCAGGGAUAAAUUGUCGUGCUUGAUGCAUAAGGAAAGGAGGAGGUUUAAGAAAGCCUUGAUGGGGUAGUAGAGUGGCAUUAUAGCCCAUUGAGAGGUGAUUGUUUUGAGGAUGGAUUUCCAGGCUGGAAAAGAAAUGAGAGGUUCUAAAAGGUGGGUUAAAGAUUUAUAUCCUACAUGGAAGUGGUCAUCAAAGGAGGAGAGGAUAGAGUAAGCUUGAGAGGCAGGGAGAAGGAGCUUUCCAUGAUCUAAAAACCAGUUGCCUUGAGUGGGAAGUGACUGGUAGUUUAAGGUUUCAGAAGGAGAGUAAUAGGAGUGAUAGAUGAGAAGGAGAAAUAUUGGCCACUGGGAGCAGAUACUGGGGAGUUUGCUGUUUCUUUGGCUGUUUUAUUGGCAUAGGUGUUUCCUUGGGCAAUGGGAUCAGAGGUUUUUUGGUGUCCUUUGCAGUGGAUUACUCUGGCUUUGGCUGGAAGGAGGGCAGCUUUAAGGAGGGCUUUAUUAAGGGGGCAUUGAUAAUAGAGGAUCCUUGUGUAGUGAGAAAACCUCUUUCUGCCCAGUUGACAGGGUGGCGGUGGAGGAUGUGAAGGGCGUAUUUAGAGUCAAUUAGAUAUUAACAUGCAGUCCUUUGCCAAGAGUUAGGGCAUGAGUUAGUGCUAUUAAUUCAGCUUGUUGAGAGGUUGUAAAUGGGGAGAGUGCAGCAGUUUCAGUGAUAGAUGAGUGAGACACAAUGGCCUAUCCAGCUUUUCCUGGUGUUAAUCAACUGGUUUUUGAAGAACUGCCAUCAAUAAACCAAGUGUGGUCUGGGUCAGGGACAGGAAAAAGGGAAAUAUGGGGAAAAGGAGAGGAGGCUAUGUGGAUUAAGGAAAUACAGUUGUGUGGAUUAGGAUUUGUAGUGGGUAGUAAGUGAGAGGCCGGGUUGAAGUCCUGUCCAAAGGCAAUGGUCCCCAUGAGAUUUUCAAUAAAGAGUGAAUAGAGCUGGAGGAGGUGGGGAGCCGAGAGUAUGUUUUAUAUGUGAAGAGGAAACUAAGUCUUGGAGGUUGUGAGUGCUAUAAAAGGUGAGUGGGGCAUAGCCUGUGAUUUUGAGAGACUCUAAGAGUAUAAGGGCUGUGGCUGCUGUGGCAUGCAGGCAUGACGGCCAGCCCAGGACUGUAAGAUUAAGCUGUUUGAAUACAAAGGCUACUGGUCACAGGCCUGGUUCCUGAGUAAGAAUUCCUACAGCGCAGCCCUGCGUUUUUGCUGUGUGGAGAGGAAGGAGGGUUGGGAGGAGUCGGGAAGCGCUUGAGUAGGGGUUGCCUCUAGGGCCUUUUUUAGAGUAAAAGGAGGGGCGAGGGAAGGAUUUAGGAUCUGUGGGUUCAGCUAAGUUUCCUUUUGUGAGUUUAUAGAGUGGUUUGGUUAGGAUGGCAAAACCUGGUAUCCAAAGGCAGAAGUAUCCAACAACGUCUAAGAAGGAGAGGAGUAGUUGUUUGGUGGUGGGGAUUGGAAUUUGGAGAUUAGCUGAAUACGGUCUGCUGGAAGUGCACACCUAUGUUGGUGGAGGAUUAUACCAAGAUAAGUAGAAAUUUGAGCUUUGGAGGGGGAUACUCUGUACCCCUUGGAGUAGAGGUGUUGAAGAAGCAGGAUAGUGUCUUGCUGGGAGGAUUGGUAAGAGGGGCUGCAAAGAAGAAGGUCAUCCACAUAUUGAAUGAGAUGGGAAACAAAUGGACGAAAAGAAAGCAGGUCACGGGAGAGGGCCUGGCUAAAGUAGUGUGGGCUGUCUCUGAAACCUUAGGGCAGGACGGUCCAGGUGAGUUGUUGGGACUGGUGGGUGUCAGGGUCAGUCCAAGUAAAGGCAAAAAGGGGCUGGGAAGAGGGAUGUAAGGGGAUGGUAAAGAAGGCAUCUUUGAGGUCAAUAACAGAAUAAUGAGUUGUGGAAGGCGGUAUUGAGGAUAGGAGAGUAUAAGGGUUAGGCAUGACAGGAUGAAUGGGGAGGACAAUCUGAUUGAUGAAACGAAGGUCUUGGACUAGCCUGUAGGAUUUAUCUGGUUUUUGAAUAGGUAGGAUGGGAGAGUUGUAAGGGGAGUUGGUAGGGACUAAGAGGCCAUGCUGUAGUAGACAGGUAAUAACAGGCUUUAGGCCCCUUAAAGUCUGUUGUGGGAUGGGGUAUUGGCAUUGAGCAGGAUAAGGGUGGCCAUGUUUCAAUGGGAUGAUAAGGGGUGAAUGAUCAGUUGCAGGCGAAGGAGUGGAGGUAUCCCAUACUUUAGGGUUAAGGUGGGGAGAUGAAAGGAGAGGUUGCGAGGGAGGUUUGGAAUUGGAUAAAAGGGUAGCUCUGAGAUGUGGCUGUAGUCCAGGAAUAGUCAGGGAGGAGGAUAAUUUAGUUAAAAUAUCUUGGUCUAAUAAGGGGACUGGGCAGGUGGGGAUAACUAGGAAGGAGCGCAUAAAGGAGUGUUGCCUGAUUUGGUACCAGAGUUGGGGAGUUUUAAGGGGUUUAGAAGCUUGGCCGUCAAUAUGCACAACAGUUGUGGGGGCAAGGGAAACAGGCCCUUGAAAAGAAGGUAACGUGGAGUGGGUAGCCCCCGUAUCGAUUAAGAAGGGGACGGACUUACCCUCCACUGUAAGAGUUACCCGAAGCUUGGCGUCUGUGAUGGUCCAGGGGGCCUCCGAGAUAUUCGGGCAACGUCAGUCUUCAGCCGCCAAGCCGAGGAGAUCUGGGAAGGAGUCGGUCAUUUCGGGUUUGUACUCCAGGAGCUCCAGGAUUGGUGAUGAGAGUCAGACAGUCUGACUUCCAGUGAGGGCCCACACAGGGGCAUGGCUUAGAAGGAAUCCCGGGCCGUGGGCAUUCCUUGGCCCAGUGGCCAGGUUUUUGACAUUUGAAGCAAGGUCCCAGAGGGGCAGUUAAACGCUGCGGUUUGUACGCCUUGAAGUUUUUGCAGGUAGGCGGUGCUGCUGGGGUUUGUUUUAAGGUGGAGGCAAGCAUUUGUCAUUCUGAAAGGCGCGCUGCCGCCUGGCAGCCUCUUCCCUAUUAUUGAACACCUUGAAGGCAGGGUUGAUUAAUUCCUGUUAUAGGGUUUGAGGGCCAGACUCUAAUUUUUGAAGUUUCUUUCUAAUAUUAGGAGCUGACUGGGUAAUAAAAUGCAUGUUAAGAAUAAGGCGGCCUUCUGUCCCUUCAGGGUUUGGUGCUGUAUAUCGCCUGAGGGUGGCAGCUAGAUGGGCCAUAAACUGAGCUGGGUUUUCACCUUUGUUCUCAGUGGUCUCCUUUAGUUUGUCAUAAUUCACGGCUUUAUAUGCAGCUUUCUGAAGCCCUUGAACUAAACAAGAGAUCAUGUAGUCCUGCCUGGCUAUGCCUUGGGCCCCUGCCUGGUAGGUCCUUUGGGGCCUUCACGGGUACUGCCCUAGUGCCUGGCCUUGGAGGCCAGGCUCAAGGCGCCAGCAGUCAUCAGCAUAAGAUUGAGCUAGGGUCCAAAGUGAAGAUGACAUUUAAGUCAUUCCAAGUGGGAUUAUAGGACUGUGUUAAGUAUUGGAAUUCUUGUAUAUAUUUGAGUAGGGUCUGACGGAAAAGAGCCUGAAUGCUGACUGAUUUGGGAAAGGUCAGAUAUAGAGAAAGGGAUGUGAACCUGGACUUUUCCUUCGGCUCCUGCCACCUCUCAAAGGGGAAAUUGCUGGGCAGGGGCAUGGGGGUCGGCUUCAGGGUCAAAUUGUAAGCCAGAGCAGGUGUGAGGAGGGAUGGUAAUGGGAGGGACGUAAAGGGGUGGCUUGUGGGUAGAACUCGGUUCUGAGGGGGAAUUAGGGCCAGGUUCGGAUAGGUGGGUUGGGGGGAGAAAGAUUGAAGGGGUUAACAGGUAAAGAGGAGUCAGCAUCCCCAGUGGAAGAAGGAGAGGUAGAUGGAAGGGAGAUAAGGAAAAUUUGGGAUGGACCACAUUGGGAGCAGAGACUAGGGAGAGAUCAUAGUAAAAAAUGCCUGGAUGUAGGGUACCUCAGACCAUUUGCCCAUUUUGCAACCGAAGUUGUCUAAGUCCCGCAAAAUAGAGAAAUUGAAAGUGCUGUUUUCUGUCCGCUGAGAGCCAUUGUCUAAUUUAUAUUGGGGCCAGGCCGUGUUACAGAAAAAAAAAAUUAGACGUUUAGGCUUUAGAUUGGGUGAAAGCUAAGAGGUUUGAGGUUUUUGAGGACAGAAGCCAGUGGGGAAGAUGGAGGGUGGGAGGUUGCCCAUGUUAGAACUGGGAAAGUUUGAGGGGAAAGAAAGAGACAAGGAAAAGAGCAACCACUAGCAUCCUCAGUGGGCAUCCCCAAUGGAGGUCCCGGGUUGUGUGGCUGGCGAAUGGCCAAGGCUGGCAUCCCUGGCAUUCACCAAACACUGAGGGAAGACUGUCUUCCCAAGAAGAGUCCGUGACCAACGUUGGAUUUUGGAAACAUGGAUAAGAGGAAGGUUCCUUGUCUCAAUUUUGAGGAGAGAAAAAGAGGGAGAGAGAUGAGGAGAGACCGAGGCAGCUUACCCGAUCCGUAGACAGAGGUGGGAGUGUUCGCGGGGGCUGGUCUGAGGUCCUGAGGUCGAGGGAAGUCUCUUUGAUGGAAGAGCGUGGGGAGGAUAGGGGAGAGGUCUCCCAGAGAGAGUUCCCCUAUCCCGGGCUUUCGGCACCGAAUGUUAUGCAUGCGUCCAAUUGAAGAGACAACCUGAACAGGCUAAGUGUGAGCAACAAGGCUGUUUAUUCACUCGCGUGCAAGUGAGCUAAGUAUGAAAAGGGAGUCAGCAGAGGGUGGUGGGAUUGGAGAUGGUUUUAUAGGUUAGGGGUAGGCAAUGGAAAGUUACAGUUAGGGGCUGGAUUUUGCAGGUAGGGGAAGAAUGUCACAAGGUACAUUAUCACAAGGUUACAGAGCACAGUGUCAUGUGUCAUGAGGUUGAUUGAUCAGUUAGGGUAGAGCCUGUUACAAUGGUAGAAUGCCCCAAGGCUGGCUAAUCAGCUAAGACAGGUACUAGCCGUUUUUCUUCUUUUGUGGUUUUCCUGUUGUCCCAGAUUUUCUGGCUGCAGGACACCUUCUGGAUGUGUACGUGUGGGUCACAGGGGUCACGAUGGCUUGACCAUGGCGCAGCUUGGUCAGGGGACCUUACAAUUUGGUCAUAAAAUUCCUAGAUCUGCCACUUCCUCUUACCAGUCAUGGGAUCAUGGUUUUCUCAGGUGUAAGUGGGAACAAUCAUUGCUUGCAUGGCUUUAGAACACUUUGCUAAGGAUCACAUAAGAUACCGCAUGUGAAAACAUGAAAAACAUUUGGCUCUGUAUGUUCCAGUGAGUACCUAAGGGCUAUCACUUAUACUCUUAAGAAGAAAAAUUGUGCAUGUCUCUAGGGAUAUUUUUGUGUGUGUGUUGUUGUGGUUGAGACGGAGUUUCACUCUUGUUGCCCAAGCUGGAGUGCGAUGGCGUGAUCUUGGCUCACUGCAACCUCCGCCUCCUGGGUUCAGGCGAUUCUCCUGCCUCAGCCUCCCAGGUAGCUGGGAUUACAGGCAUGCGCCACCAUGCCCAACUAAUUUUUUUUUUUUUUUUUUUUUUUAGUAGAGAUAGGGUUUCUCCGUUUUGGUCAGGCUGGUCCCAAACUCCUGACCUCAGGUGAUCCUCCUGCCUCGGCCUCCCGAAGUGCUGGGAUUACAGGUGUGAGCCGCCACACCUGGCCUCUAGGGAUUUUUUUUUUUUUAAGGACAGUAUGUAUGCAAAAAUAUGAAGGCCUUAAGAGAAAAUGUAGUUUGUUUCUAAACGUCCUAAAGUCAGCUAUUUUAUGGUGUUCUCUCUGGAAAACAACCAGGAAGGCCGUAAUCUCUCCUCCUUGUAAGUGAGAAGCUGAACAAGUGGCUCUUAUUGGAAGAUAGUCUUAACAAUUCAGAAUUCACAUAGCUUUAUUAGAAGAUUGCCUAAGUGUGACCAGGUUUUUGCUUUUAAAAUAAAACCUUUUCUUUUAUUCUACAAGUAUUAAUGUAAUUAAACAAACUCUUAAAUAGCAUAUUGCUUGUUCCAUGCCAGGCAGUGUUCUAAGUGUUUUAUCAGCAUUAACUUGUGCAGUCAUCCUACUAACCCUUGAGGAAGGUAGGACUAUCCCCCCUAUUUGACAGAGGAAGGCACCAAGGCUGCCCAGGGCUGAACCCCCAGACCUAACUACAAUCUGAGCUCUGUGAUGACCGAGAUAGUGAGGCCUCCUGUCCCUGAGGUUCUGGUGAGGGAGCCAGACAGGCAGAUAAGCAAGUGCAAGAAAGUGCUGAGGGCUGUGAGGUGUGCGGAGGCAUUCUAGGACACCUCCCUCUAUGGUCACUUCUCUGCCGUGUUUAAUACUAACAGUGAAUUGUAGAAUAUAGUACUUUAGUUUUAUUCCAUGCAAAUCUACAGCUCCAGUUAGUGAAAUGGAUCAUACACACAGAAGAUAUGGACAUCAAAAGUUGAAGAAAAAUGUUCAUUUGGAUUUGGAAGACCGCCUGGCAAAAUUUAUGAAGACAGAAGAAGCCAUUAUAUACUCAUAUGGAUUUGCCACCAUAGCCAGUGCUAUUCCUGCUUACUCUAAAAGAGGGGACAUUGUUUUUGUAGAUAGAGCUGCCUGCUUUGCUAUUCAGAAAGGAUUACAGGCAUCCCGUAGUGACAUUAAGUUAUUUAAGCAUAAUGACAUGGCUGACCUCGAGCGACUACUAAAAGAACAAGAGAUCGAAGAUCAAAAGAAUCCUCGCAAGGCUCGUGUAACUCGGCGUUUCAUUGUAGUAGAAGGAUUGUAUAUGAAUACUGGAACUAUUUGUCCUCUUCCAGAAUUGGUUAAGUUAAAAUACAAAUACAAAGCAAGAAUCUUCCUGGAGGAAAGCCUUUCAUUUGGAGUCCUAGGAGAGCAUGGCCGAGGAGUCACUGAACACUAUGGAAUCAAUAUUGAUGAUAUUGAUCUUAUCAGUGCCAACAUGGAGAAUGCACUUGCUUCUAUUGGAGGUUUCUGCUGUGGCAGGUCUUUUGUAAUUGACCAUCAGCGACUUUCCGGCCAGGGAUACUGCUUUUCAGCUUCGUUACCUCCCCUGUUAGCUGCUGCAGCAAUUGAGGCCCUCAACAUCAUGGAAGAGAAUCCAGGUAUUUUUGCAGUGUUGAAGGAAAAGUGCGGACAAAUUCAUAAAGCUUUACAAGGCAUUUCUGGAUUAAAAGUGGUGGGGGAGUCCCUUUCUCCAGCCUUUCACCUACAACUGGAAGAGAGCACUGGGUCUCGCGAGCAAGAUGUCAGACUGCUUCAGGAAAUUGUAGAUCAAUGCAUGAACAGAAGUAUUGCAUUAACUCAGGCGCGCUACUUGGAGAAAGAAGAGAAGUGUCUCCCUCCUCCCAGCAUUCGGGUUGUGGUCACGGUGGAACAAACAGAGGAAGAACUGGAGAGAGCUGCGUCCACCAUCAAGGAGGUAGCCCAGGCCGUCCUGCUCUAGGCAGAGUCCCGGGACCAUGGCCUCCUGCCACACAACACGCAGAGAGGACUCAAGACUCCCGCUGGCCAUGGAGUGGCCUGAAAGAGAGCAAGAACAUGUGGAUCUUUGAUAGGAUUGUUACCAAAUGGUGUCAGUAUGGACCAAUUGUGUGACCAUGAGAAGGAUGCUUAUUUUUUUUAAAAAGAAAACACAUCUAAAAGCCCAGGAACUGAUUUUUUUAAGAGGAAAACUAAUGACAGUGUAUAACUGAUGUUUAAAUUGUGCAUUUAGUACUAUUUAAAUGUUUUCUUAUACUAGUAUUUUAUAUUCUUUUGUUGUCGUUUAAAACUGGAGCUUCAGUGUCUCUUCCCUCCCUCUAAUAGUAAUGGUUCAGUAAGCACUCCUUAACUCCUUAGUAUUUCAUAGAAAAAUGACUGCAACAUUAAAGCUAAGAGGAACACUUCAACAUAUGUGGUACAAAUUUAUAUUGAAGAUCUAAAUAAACCACGUAUUUUCCAGUCUUCGUUGUGUGAAGCUAAAUGGUGGCUAAAAGGAACACUUUUUGUGUGAUUAUUAUAAACUUUGCAUUGUAUUUGAAUCUUAGAACUUUUGUACACACUAAAUAUUGAUGUCACACCAUUUCUAAUCUGAGCAUCCUUAGCCAGAGAAUAUUCAUUAUACUUCCUAAGUGAGCAAUAAUUUAAAUCAGAAGCUAUUUUAUUUUAAUGUAAUUAACCUUUCUUUACAUUUCUUAUGUGUUCACCUCUAAUCUGUUUUAGGAAGAGAGUUGGUUAUUAUGUUGAUCCCAUAAUAUAAAUCAUAUCCUUUAUAUUUUAGAAUAUCUCAAAUGUAUUCCUUUUUUGUAUGGUGGGUUUGCCUAGGGACGUGUAACUACAGGCUUUUACUAAGCCAAGGAAAAAGAGAAUUUUUCUUUUCAUCUUACAAAUUCCAGAUAUCUACAAAAGAUGUGAAAGCACUAAAAAUACCAUUUUUAAGCAGUACUUUACCUGUUUUUUCUUUAGCAAACCAGGUUAUGUGGUGUAAAGGUUUGUUAUACGUGCCACAAUAUAGCAUAUAAAUAUUAUGCCAUCAUUCCUUCUCUUGUUAAAGGUAGAAGAAUAAAAUUGUGAUUUUUAUAACCUGUGCUUAUUACUCAAAUGGUCUUCAACAUCUUUUUAAACAACACAUACUUUUUGAAUGUUCAGUUUCUAUUUUGCUUGAGGUAUUUUGUACAUAUGUGCCUUGUGAUUGCUGCUGCUUUAAAGGAUAAAGUACUCUUUGGGGGAUGAGUCUGGUUUGUUUUGUUUUAUUUUUUAAUGAAAUAAACCUAUAUUCCUGA